Amphibalanus amphitrite is the source of this 2199-nucleotide messenger RNA. It is a transcript of the gene mspo, whose product is annotated as spondin-2-like. The transcript is spliced from 6 exons. Gene Ontology annotation, cellular component: extracellular matrix. The coding region runs from base 181 to 1461 and encodes 426 amino acids. Gene Ontology annotation, biological process: cell adhesion. The record is from RefSeq and is a predicted model, not a curated record. NCBI's taxonomy places the organism in Eukaryota, Metazoa, Arthropoda, Thecostraca, Balanomorpha, Balanidae.
AGCACCUGAGCGCGCUGCUCAGACGCUCCUCGUCGCUGGCAGACGAUGAGCGCCCGGCCCGGCGGCUCCGAGCAGCAGUGAACCCGCCGGCCCCCGCUGACUGACCGUCCAGUGCUGGUCACUGCGACUGUCCCCGACCCGACCUGACCCGACCUGACCUGACCUGAGCCGGCCGUCGCCAUGACCGUCGGUCAUCUGCCCCUCGCCACUCUGGCGCUGCUCUGCGCUCUCGUUUCGGCCAGUCCGCACUCGCGCGACGCCUGUGCUCCCGGUAAAUUGGUCGUAUACAAGGCAGUCAUCAAGACGUUCUGGUCCAAGGAGAGGUUCCCGAAGCAGUACCCGCUCUGGCGACCUCCAGCUCAGUUCUCCAAGUUCUUAGGUGUAACGCACAAUUCGAGCGUCUACCUGUACCGGGAGGGCCAGGAGGCCAGUCCGGCGCUGAAGCUGUUCGCUGAGCUGGGAGACGCGUCCGGACUCGAGUCCACGGCCCAGGGUGCCGAGGGCAUCCUGGAUCAGUUCACGGCGCCCAAGGUCCCCGGCGAGGGCUCCACGCAGACACACGUCUUCGUCGACGGCACCCACUCCAAGGUGUCGCUGAUAUCAAAGAUCGUCCCGUCGCCCGACUGGUUCAUCGGCGUCGACAGUGUGGAUCUGUGUGAGCACGGACACUGGGUCGACACGCUCGACAUCCAGCUGUACCCGAUGGACGCCGGCACGGACCAGGGUCUGGCGUUCACCUCUCCCAACUGGGAGUCAGUGCCGGCCGAGCCCGUGUACCAGAUCACUCCGCGGCGACCGAAGCACCCGGCGAGCAGCUUCCACUACCCGGAGCUGGACAGCUUGCCGCCCAUCGCUGACGUCAAGCUGCACAGGGUGCGGUCGUACAAGCUGGCCCACGAGUUUGACCACCCGGACUCGAUUGCGUACACGGUGGAGGCGGCUUCUCCCGACAACAUCCAAAUCGUCACAGCCACGAACGACAUCCAGCUGCCCGGAAUCCAGGUGAAGGCGCAGGGCGCCGACUCAGACCGCGAGGUGGCACUGCGGUCGGGCGACAUUCGGAAGAAGGUGGCGCUGGCGUCGGACAGCCCGACAACAGAGAUCGACGGCCUCCGACUGCGAGUGCUUCACAAGGCAGACGGGCUGACCGGCGUCAAAGUUCGCGCCGGCGACCGACAGGCCAUCAUAAAGAAGAUCGCCAACCACUAUCACGCGACCAGGCGCAAGACCCGCCGCCGCCGCCGCAAGCACUUCAAGCGGAAACGUGCUCCGCGCAACUGCAAGGUGGGCGACUGGGGCGACUGGAGCGCCUGCACGCGCGCCUGCGGAAUCGGCGAGAUGACGCGCACGCGGCCGGUGGUGCGGCACCCGCGGCGCGGCGGAAAGCCGUGUCCGCCGCUCGAGGAGCGGCGAUGGUGCGGCUCGGCGCGCAGUUGCGACAAACGGUACUUCAACUGGUGAGCGCCGCGGCCCGGUGCUCCGGCAGAGACGUCAGGGGAGCCCGCUGGACGUGACGAGAUGUGUGAUGUCGAGAUGUGAUCAGAGCCCGCUGUCCCAGCGAGGCGAGGUGAUGAAAUGUGCUGCGGAGGGGUCGGGGAGGUCCCGACGGUACCGCUGUUCGAUCCGAGAUUGACGAGCCGGUUGGAAACGAUCGUCGUUCCGUGCUGGAAGCGAUAUGAGUCGUUAGCAGUGCGUGUUGGUGUCUCGCUGUACGAUACGUCGCACCUCGUCGAUGGUUGUGUCGGUGCCAAGGCGCUGCGCCUGACCACAAACACGGUAACUGAUCUGAGCGACAUCUAUACGCGCGAUUGUCGCGCCACCUGUGGUCACGUCGUCAGUCGUGAUGUGUGGAUCCGCAGCGUUUCACGCUGACGGUGUUGUCUCUCUCUCUUCUUCCGUCCUGUCGCUUCCAGCGGCCGCUGCUGGAGUAAGCGUGUCGGCCGCCGGAGCGGUGCCGAGCAGCGGGCUCGGCACGGUGCUAGCCCACGCGUGUCGCCAUUUGAGCUGUCGUUCGUGUUUAAUUUAUUGCUGGCUCGCCGUCGGUCACCCGAUAGCGGUGGCGCAGACGGCGCGGCGAGCCGUCUCGGUGGGGCCUCGAGUCCGUGCCUAAUCCCUGCGGGCUGCGGCCCACGGAGUCAUCGCUUCAGUCCCAGAGAUGGUCUUUGUACUUGGUGGAAAAUAAACGAGCUCUAAACAUUG